AUGAAUAUAAGUCCUUUGUGGGCUGAUGAGGCAGUUUUUUACUGCAUCCUGUUUUCCGAAAAUUGCAGUUCGUGGUGCUGUGAACAGGCUUGUCCAUUGAGCGAUAUCGCUGAUAUACUUAAUAAAGAAGAAAAAGCGCAGCUCAAAGACUCAAAUGGUGGCUUGCAAACAUUUUUAAAAAAUCAGCAUCAGGUUUUCAAAGUGACCAAAGGCACUGUUGCGGUACGUAACUGGACCGAAGAGGGACGCCGACGAGUCGAAGGAAGAAGGAAGGCAAGUGACUGUUGGUUCUACAAGAAUCAUCCAAAUGGCUGUCCACUAACAGCUGAUGUUUGCUCGUACAGGCACUGA
Gongylonema pulchrum is the source of this 351-nucleotide messenger RNA. NCBI's taxonomy places the organism in Eukaryota, Metazoa, Nematoda, Chromadorea, Rhabditida, Gongylonematidae. The record is from the annotation of a GenBank genome assembly.